Messenger RNA from Rubroshorea leprosula, 1240 nucleotides. The record is from the annotation of a GenBank genome assembly. Lineage: Eukaryota; Viridiplantae; Streptophyta; Magnoliopsida; Malvales; Dipterocarpaceae.
GUAUGAUUGGAUGAAAAUAAAUAUCUUUGUAUAAUUGACUACUGGUGUGGCACUAUUGACGUUGACUGUUCUAGCCACGUCAUCAGAAACCCAGUACCGACAACAGGCGUGAUUGUGAACGUGUUCUUUAUCUUUUUCCGUACCCAAAAUAAUUUUUCCUCUGCGAUCAAAUUAUUCACUUUUUUGUUGUUUAUAUUAUCAGAAUAAUUUUCAGCCAUUUAUCCCCUGUUUUGUUUUCCAGAUGGCCUCCGGCGAAACAAGGUUCCCGGCAUCGGAACUGGCGUAUCCACCGCUGGUGAACCCGAUAGUAGUGAUAGGUCCGCAGUUCAUCGUGCCCCACCCCAUGGACCUGACGAUCUCGGAGAAGAUCUUGAAAAUCGGGGAGGGUAAUUUCGGUGUUACGGAUGUUAAAGGCAACCUACUCUUCAAGGUGAGAAACAAUGUGAUCAGCAUUCGUGAUCGCCGGACUUUGCUCGACUCUGCCGGCCACCCUCUCGUCUCUCUCAAACAGAAGAUACUGACUGCACAUAAGAGAUGGGAAGUUUUUAGAGGGGACAGCAACGAUCCUGGUGAUCUGAUUUUCAGCACUAAGAAAUCAUCAAUGCUCCAGGUCAGGACUGAAUUAGAUGUUUUCUUGGCUUCCAACACCAGCAAUGUUCCAGAUUUCAAGGUCAAAGCAAGCUGGAUUGAGAGAUCGGGCACGAUAUAUGCUGGAGAUAUUGUCAUUGGACAGAUGCAUAAGGAACACACUAUGCAAUCGAUCGUGUUUGAUGCAGAUAGUUUUGCCGUGACUGUAUACCCUAAUGUUGACCAUGCCUUCAUAAUUGCUCUUGUGGUGAUUCUUGAUGAGAUCAGUGAUGAUCACAGUGGAGAUAACUGAAUAAAUAAAAAUGUAUAUAUAUAGAUAAUGAUACGUAUACCCUGCAAAAUUACAUAUUUCAUUGCACACUGGUCGUUUACAUACUAACAAAAACUAUCAGUAUGUAAUAGAAAUUAUCAGUUUUAAUAGCAUAAAUAGCAAAAACUGUAAAUUUUAAUGGCACAAGUAAUGAAAACCAUUAGCGCGUAACAAAAUAUAUAAUUUUGCAGGAUAUAUGUAUCAUUUCAUAUAUAUAUAUAAACUUCCAUGACACACAUGUAUUUGCUUGUCUCCAAAGAAUGCUUAAUUGCUUAUGCUAAACUCAAUGUAUCUUAUGGCAUUUGACAUAUAAUAUAUGUCGAAGAAAUGAUUUCCUAUUCA